Vespa crabro (European hornet) is the source of this 1430-nucleotide messenger RNA. RefSeq lists its product as uncharacterized. The record is from RefSeq and is a predicted model, not a curated record. The transcript is spliced from 7 exons. NCBI's taxonomy places the organism in Eukaryota, Metazoa, Arthropoda, Insecta, Hymenoptera, Vespidae. The coding region runs from base 361 to 1170 and encodes 269 amino acids.
UGUACUAUAGUAUAUAUACUAAACGUCCAUGUCAUAAGAUAACAGAGAGUGAAGCAGUUGUUAUAUUAUAUUUCCCAUUUAAAUCGUAGAUAUGUAUACGUGUCGGUGACAAUACUAAUAAUUAAUAUUACAAAAAAUAACAACGAAACACGUACGAAUUAAUUCUAAGAUGUUUCGAUCGCAAAUGUCAUUAUAAAAAUUUCGUACUUGGUUUAAAGGUUAGAGUGUAUGAGCACUUAAUGUAUACGUAUGCCGGGAAGUAUAAAAUAAAUUGAAAUUUAAUUUUAUCAAAAGUUUCUUUACAAAGUAUUUGCAAAGACUUAAUCUAUCUAAAAGUGGGAAGCUAAGAAUAAAAGUAUAAUGGGAAUCGACAGCAUGAGAGUUGGAACAGGCAGAUGUUCACCUCUUUUAGUUGGAGGACUCUUUAUUGCAUGUUUAAUGCUUAUUUGCAACUGGUGGACUUUAUCUUCUGAAAAUUUAGAUUUAGUGCACCAAAUAGAUGAACUUAAUGAGCAGCUUAAAAUAAGCGCAGAAGAUAGAGAUCAGUGUGUAACAUUACGCAGUAAAUUAGAGCAAAGAUAUAAACAAAUGGAAGAUGACAUAGCUUAUUUACAUGUAAGAUUAGAAAAGCAAAAUGAUUUAGAGAAAAAAAAUGAUGAACUUAAAGAUUCUAUAGUAAUCUGUAAAAGUGAAUUAGACUCAUUGAAUAAAUUAGAUGCUAAACGAAAAGAAAAUAAAAAACUUCAAGAAGAAUUGGACAGAGUCAAAGAUGAAAUGGAAAAAUUAAAACUUGCUUAUAAUGCACCAGCUAAUAAUAUUAAAUCUGAUCUUACAUUAACACCUACAAGAAAGGUCAUUGAUGCUAGUCAGUUACAUCUUGUUCGGGACUCCGCUAUAAGAAUAUCUGUAGCUGGUCAGCGUGGUUUGAAGUACCAUCAAAUCCCAAUUCUACCAACAGAUCCACCUGGUGCUGUGCGCCUAGCUCCUCGUCUUUCAGUAACAAUGUUAAAAGCUAAAAGAAAUGUAGAAAUAGAAAAUGGCACGACUCAAGGAAUAGAAAAUGACGAAGUAGAAAAAAAUGAUGUAAAUAAUCAAGGAAAUGAGGCAGUAGAAACUGUUUCAUAUGUAGAAAAGAGAAACCAUCAAUUAUCUAAUCAAUCGAUGCAUUAAAUAUCUCUGUGAUAUAAAUACUUAUUUACUGGAUGCCUUGUCAAUUAAAGUAAAUUAAAUAAUUUGUAUAGUAUUUCUAAGAUAAUGACAGAUUAGUUUUGGAAAUAAUGUUCGAAAGCUUUUAAUGUUUGGUUACAGUUAUGCAAUAUAAGAAUAUUAAGUAUUAUUACACUUAUUUUUUUUUUUUUCAAGAAAAUAUAUUCAUAUCUUAUUUCAUGUAAAAUUAUGUAAUAAAAAGAUUAAGUACAACGUUAUAAUUA